This is a messenger RNA of Cuculus canorus (common cuckoo), 2181 nucleotides long. Its product is annotated as serpin B10. The transcript has 8 exons. Gene Ontology annotation, biological process: negative regulation of endopeptidase activity. The record is from RefSeq and is a predicted model, not a curated record. Gene Ontology annotation, molecular function: serine-type endopeptidase inhibitor activity. The coding region runs from base 141 to 1379 and encodes 412 amino acids. NCBI's taxonomy places the organism in Eukaryota, Metazoa, Chordata, Aves, Cuculiformes, Cuculidae.
UGCACAGUCAUGAGUCAUAAGAACCUUUGCUGAACUGGCCAGACACACUAUAAAUUCACCCUACCCUUCACGUGAACUGCAGAAACCGUGGACACCCACAGCAGCAGUGUUUCUUCUUGGGCAAAACAAGGUUCAAAACAAUGGAAGCUUUGAAUAAAGCAAACAUAAGCUUUGCUAUAGACUUCUUCAAACAUGAGUGUCAGGAAGAUGGUGACAAGAAUAUUUUGUUCUCCCCUUUGAGUAUUUCAUCUGCCCUGGCCACUGUUUAUUUGGGAGCCAAAGGUAACACUGCAGAUCAAAUGGCAAAGGUACUUCACUUUAAUAAAGCUGAAGGAGCCAGAAACAUCACCACAACCAUAAGAAUGCAAGUCUAUUCCAGAACAGAAGAGCGUCUAUCAAAUCAAUUAGCCUGUUUCCAGAAGACAGAAAUUGGCAAAUCAAACAACAUCCAUUCUGGGUUUAAAGAACUCCACUUUGAAAUCAACCAACCCACUAAAAACCACCUUCUUAAAAGCGUCAACCAGUUAUAUGGAGAAAAAGCAUUGCCUUUCAGUAAGGAAUACUUACAGCUAGCCAAGAAGUACUACAAUACUGAGCCACAGUCAGUUGACUUUGUGGGGGCAGCAGAUGAAAUCAGAAGAGAGAUCAAUUCCAGGGUCGAACACCAGACUGAAGGUAAAAUCCAAAAUUUGCUGCCUCCUGGAUCUGUAGAUUCGCUCACCAGACUCGUCCUAGUAAAUGCACUCUACUUCAAAGGAAACUGGGCAACAAAGUUCAAAGCUGAAGCUACCAGGCAAAGGCCUUUCAGAAUAAAUAAGCAUACGACUAAACCAGUGCCAAUGAUGUACCUGAGUGAUAAAUUUAACUGGACCUAUGUAGAAUCAGUCCAGAUUGACGUUCUUGAGCUUCCAUAUGUCAAUAAUGACCUCAGCAUGUUUAUCCUGCUACCAAGUGACAACAUCGGCCUACAAAAGCUAGAAAGAGAAUUGACUUUUGAAAACUUGUCUGCAUGGACCAGCCCAGAAUUAAUGGAGAAAAUGAAAAUGGAGGUUUAUAUGCCCAGGUUCACGUUAGAAGAGAAAUACAACCUCAAAUCCACUUUGAGCAGGAUGGGGAUACAAGAUGCUUUCAAUGAAGGUCAAGCUGAUUUCACAGGAAUGUCAGAAAAUGGUGAUCUGGUUUUGUCACAAGUUUUUCACAAGUGUUACCUGGAAGUCAAUGAAGAAGGCACAGAGGCAGCAGCUGCCAGUGCAGCAGCACUGGCAUCACGAAGUCUUGGUGCUACAAUUAUUUUUGUGGCAGAUCACCCUUUUAUCUUCUUUAUCAGGCACAACAAGACCAAGAGUAUCCUCUUCUUGGGAAGGUUCUCUUCCCCCUAGAAACUCAACUAUUAUUGAACAGGCUCUUUCAACAACAAUAAUGAACAAAAUACACGCCAUGAAGAACAUCUCAAUAGUCUGCGCACUGCUUCAUUUUCCUGUACUGUUGGAAAAUCUCUCAAUGUUCCAAGAGAGCACAUAUUAAAAAUAAGCUGGAAUUUAAGCCUCUGCCUCAUUUUGCUGGCCAAAGAACAGAAAAAUUGUAGCACUAUACUAUAAAGACUGAACCGUGCACAGAACGACAAUGAAGCAUUUAUUCAGUGCAUUCUGAACCCGAACUGUCACAAUGCAGAACAGACUAAGUAAACCUCUAAACCAGUAAUUCCCAAUAUACUUGCUUUGGUAUAUAAGAAGAAAAGAAACAAGAAAGGCUCCUUCGUGCAGAACAUUGCUGCAUCUCCAUUGGUUUCAGCUCACUAAGCUGGUAAUCACAGGAGGGCUGCCUCACUCAUAUUUUUGUCAGCUUUAUAACAACUUUGCGGCCUGGCACAGCUGGUAAUGAAAUAAACCUGCAAAAUCAUCUGUGUUCUUGAUACUAGUGUUUCUUGAAUGCAAAAGAGCUAACAUAUGUAAUUUUUAAUCUCUGUCCCAUAGUAAUUGGAAGAUAUUGAAAACCACUAUUGAAUCCAAGGAAAAUAACACACAAGCACCUUGAAACCUUCUCCUUUGUAACCUUUUACGCAUUUAACACUAUUGUCAGCCCAGUACUGCACAGAUUUAUUCUCAUUUUGCUUUGCCACUUAUUUCACUGAUUUGAGGCAAGACUGAAUUGGAGAAUCAAGCCUGUAAUACUAAUUUCCUA